This is a messenger RNA of Ostertagia ostertagi, 507 nucleotides long. The record is from the annotation of a GenBank genome assembly. Lineage: Eukaryota; Metazoa; Nematoda; Chromadorea; Rhabditida; Trichostrongylidae.
AUGAAAAGGGUGGUCGACAAUCGAGUGAGACGUACGCUGUACCUUGACGUUCUGCGCAUGGAUAUCACACAAAUAUUGCCAAGAGGAGUACUAGGCGACGGUGACUUUUUCCGUCAUCGCACAUGCAACCUCGUGGCCCAUCAUGAGCACCGCUCCUUCCUGUUAGCGGCUCAUCUGCAGUGGACAGCCAAAGAGGCGGAGAAACUCCGAGCUGCCGUCCAAUUUUACGGCAAAUUCGCACACACCGUUACGCUCGACUCGUCUAUAGCAGAACUUUGUGUUGCUGGACAAUGCACGACCGACCUCGGGUCGUGGUUUGUAUUUCAAGCAGCUGCUGGCGGUGCCGAUCCUACUCCCGUGAUGGAUGGAAUUGAGAUGCCCGGUUGGUUACGUAGCGAGGCCAAAUUCAAUCAAACCACAUAUCGCUGCCAAUCGGUGACCGACCUGCCAGAGUGGAAUCCCAGGACGAACCGUAUCCCUCUCGGUCCACUAUUUCCGAAGGCAAAA